Messenger RNA from Coniosporium apollinis CBS 100218, 1968 nucleotides. RefSeq names its product fimbrin. Gene Ontology annotation, cellular component: actin filament; cytoplasm; actin filament bundle. Gene Ontology annotation, molecular function: actin filament binding; calcium ion binding. The record is from RefSeq and is a predicted model, not a curated record. Gene Ontology annotation, biological process: actin filament bundle assembly; actin filament network formation. Bases 1 to 1968 code for a protein of 655 amino acids. NCBI's taxonomy places the organism in Eukaryota, Fungi, Ascomycota, Dothideomycetes. The transcript has 4 exons.
AUGAACAUCAUCAAGCUGCAGAGGAAAUAUCCUCAAUUCCAACAGCAGGAGAUCUUUGGUCUCCAGGAUGCCUUCCGCAAGCUCGACAUCGACGACAAGGGCUAUCUUGACGAAGCAACCGUCAUCAAGGCAACACAGAAUACAGAAAGGCAGCCUUACGAUGUAGUAAGGCAAGCGCUGAAAGAAGUGGAGCUGGACAGUUCGAGAAGAGUGGAACUGGAAGACUACGUAGACCUCAUCUCCAAGCUCCGUCAAUCCUCCCCAGCCCAGCAACGCAUGUCGACAGGCCCCUCCCGACCGAGCGGGUACAGUGGUAAUGCACCCCCAGCGUCUCCUAAACACGCCUCGAAAGGAAGCACGGGUGGAGGCACUACAGGCGGCGGGAGGAUACAAGUCCAAGGCUCAUCAGCGAAUGUCACCCACACCAUCAACGAGGAUGAGCGAACCGAGUUCACAAGGCACAUCAAUGCAGUACUGGCCGGCGACCCGGACAUUGGUAACAGGCUGCCCUUUCCAACGGAUACAUUUGAGAUGUUCGAUGAGUGCAAGGACGGGCUGGUGCUUGCUAAGUUGAUCAACGAUAGCGUGCCGGACACGAUCGACGAGCGUGUACUGAACAGACCCGGGAAGAAGAUCAAAACGCUCAAUGCCUUUCAUAUGACGGAGAAUAACAAUAUUGUUAUCGAAUCCGCGAAGGGUAUUGGAUGCUCGGUGGUCAAUAUUGGUAGUGGAGACAUUAUGGAAGUGCGAGAACAUCUCAUUCUUGGUCUGAUUUGGCAGAUCAUCCGAAGAGGUCUCCUGGGCAAAAUCGACAUCAAACUACACCCGGAAUUGUACCGGCUGCUCGAGGAGGAUGAGACGUUGGAGCAGUUUCUGCGGCUGCCCCCAGAGCAGAUCUUACUACGCUGGUUUAACUACCAUCUGAAGAACGCAAAAUGGCACCGAACCGUAUCAAACUUCUCCAACGACGUCAAAGACGGCGAAAACUACACCGUCCUCCUCAACCAGCUCAAGCCCGAGAUCUGCUCCCGCGCUCCUCUCCAGACCCGCGACCUCCUGCAACGCGCCGAACAAGUCCUCGACAAUGCCGACAAGCUCGACUGCCGCAAAUUCCUCACCCCCACCUCCCUUGUCGCCGGAAACCCCAAACUCAACCUCGCCUUCGUCGCGAACCUCUUCAACACCCACCCAGGCCUCGACCCCAUUACCGAAGAAGAAAAAGCCGACAUUGAAGACUUCGACGCCGAAGGCGAGCGCGAAGCUCGCGUCUUCACGCUGUGGCUGAACUCGCUCGACGUGCGCCCAACCGUCGUCUCCUUCUUCGACGACCUACGCGACGGCACCGUACUGCUGCAAGCCUACGACAAGGUAAUCCCCGGUAGCGUGAACUGGCGGCACGCGAACAAGCCGCCCGCGUCCGGCGGCGAGAUGAUGCGGUUCAAGGCCGUCGAGAAUACAAACUACGCCGUCGAGCUUGGCAAACAGAACCACUUCAGCCUCGUCGGGAUCCAGGGCGCGGACAUCACAGACGGCCAGCGCACACUCACCCUCGGCAUGGUCUGGCAGCUCAUGCGCAAGGACAUCGUCAACACGCUCUCGGCGCUUGCGCAGCGCCUCGGGAAGCGCGAGAUCACGGACGCGGAUAUGGUGCGCUGGGCUAAUGAUAUGGUCAAGAAGGGCGGAAGGUCCAGCUCCAUCCGCAGUUUCAAGGAUCCGAGUCUGGGCACGGGCGUGUUUUUGCUGGAUGUGCUGAAUGGCAUGAAGAGCGCAUAUGUCGACUAUGACCUUGUGGCGAGUGGGAGGACGGAUGAGGAGGCAUAUUUGAAUGCGAAACUGGCGAUUAGCAUUGCGAGGAAGAUGGGGGCCACGAUUUGGCUUGUUCCGGAGGAUAUUUGCGCCGUCAGGAGCAGGUUGAUCACGACAUUUAUUGGGAGCUUGAUGGCGACGUAUGAGAAGAUGGGGUCGUGA